This is a messenger RNA of Mya arenaria, 4671 nucleotides long. RefSeq names its product receptor-type tyrosine-protein phosphatase kappa-like. Gene Ontology annotation, molecular function: protein tyrosine phosphatase activity. The transcript has 21 exons. The record is from RefSeq and is a predicted model, not a curated record. NCBI's taxonomy places the organism in Eukaryota, Metazoa, Mollusca, Bivalvia, Myida, Myidae. Gene Ontology annotation, biological process: protein dephosphorylation. Bases 182 to 3793 code for a protein of 1203 amino acids.
CCCGCUCAUGACGAAUUAUAACUUCCGUGUUUAGUACAAGCGCUGUAGGUUUAUACAGUCAAUGAUUCAGUGGAUCUAUAUGAGUGAGACAUAUUUGACUCAAACUUUAACAAUCUGGAUAUAUUUACAAGUUUCUUUUCUUAUAGUCAGUUGAACAAAUAACUCUAAAAUAUAGGAAACUAUGAUUACCGACACGUGUGCACGUAUUACAUGUACUAGUGUAUGCAUGCUGUUAAUUUGGAGUCAACUUACGUUUGGUCAACCUUGUCCGGUGUAUUGCAAAUCUUGUGGCCAAACGGGAAAUCCAAAACAGUGCACAUCUUGUGCGAUAGGGCACAACUUGUCGGAUGGUGUCUGUACAUCAUGUGAUUUAGGAUACUUCAUGUCGUCGAAUGGUGGCUGUAAAUUGUGUACGUACGUAGGAACAAACUGUGUAACAUGCAAAAAUGAAACACAUUGCGAGACAUGUAGACCAAGGCACUGGGACUUCAAAUGUGGUUCUUUUUGUUCAGCCGGCUGUAUUACAGACACCUGUACUAUAGAUGGGUCGUGUACAUGUAAACCAGGGUAUUAUGGAUCGACAUGUCAAUUUAAAUGCUCCACGAACUGCCUUACAGGCAUAUGUGGAAUCAAUGGAGAAUGUGACUGUAAGAAAGGUUUUUAUUUAUCAACAUGUGACGGUGAGUGUAUCUCAAGCUGUGAAGAAUGCACAGAUGGUUUUUCCUGCUCGGUUUGUCCUCCUGGAAUGUAUAACACAGGUUGUAGUUCAACGUGUAACUGCAGUGGUAGUUGCGACAUUUUCACUGGUGAAUGUAUAAAUGAAACCACGUGUCCUUACACUUGUACAUCAUGUAGUGACAAUUCUCAAUGCAAUGGGUGUACUGUUGGGUGGUAUGGUCAGAAAUGUAACUAUAAGUGUGUCGACAGCUGUAAUAUGGGAUGUGGGCAAUAUUCAGGAAAUUGUAAUGGAUGUUAUGAUAGCUACUUUGGAUCCCAAUGUGAUAAGGUGUGUGAUUACUGUCGUGGCAAUUGCAAUCAAAACGGGGAGUGUACCGCGUGUUAUAAUGGCAAGUAUGGACCAUUUUGUAAUAAAACAUGUUCUGAGGUAUGUCUUGGCAAUAUGUGCAACCAGAAAGAUGGGUCAUGUCAAGAUCAGGUUCAGUGUCCUGUGAAUUGCAUAAGCUGUAUCGACUCUCAUACGUGCACCAACUGUAAGAAUACACAUUACGGCUAUUUAUGUGAGUCAGUGUGUAACAGUACGUGUGUAGACGGCCGUUGUGACAUAGAAUCUGGUCGUUGUGAGAAUUGCGAGUCAUCAUAUUAUGGGGACUUUUGCGAUAACCGUUGUAGCCUUACAUGUGCGGCUGACUGUGAAAGGCAAACUGGUGCUUGUUUAGGGUGCAAACCGCUAACAUUUUAUGGACCGUUUUGUAAUAUUACUUGCAGCAAUAACUGCAAAGAUGAGCAAUGUUUACAAGAAGAAGGUUUUUGCUCGAAUGGAUGUAUCCCUAACCAUUAUGGUACUAUGUGUAACAGCAUCUGCUCCGAGAACUGUGCAAAUACGACAACGGAAUCAAAAUGUGACUCUUUGGGAAAGUGUACUACUGGAUGUUUCGAUGGUUUCGUAGGCGAUACAUGUAUGCAAGUUAAAGGAACAGAUACGGGGAAAGGGAAAAGCGAGGACAAUUUGUUGGCAGCUGUUAUUGGUGGAGCAGUCACAGGGGUGUUUGUGUUGGUUGUGGUCAUAGUUCUAAUUGUUGUCGUCCUGAAAAGGAGGAGAAUAAACAAACCCUAUGAAGAUCGAAGUGAAGAAACUGAUCAUGAAUACCACACAAUAGAGCCUUUUCAAGGAGAGAAGCAAGUUUCCACGAACACAUCAACCACACGUUCAGUAGAAACUUCAAACGUUAUUUACAGCCAUGUUUCGGACAGAAUAAUACUCGGUGGUGGCUUAGAAACAGCAACAGACGAUGAUGAUCUAGAAGUUGAUUUCGACGAAGAGAGUAGGUCCCAGAAAAGGAAACUGACCAAGAAAGUUGAGGAGAACGUUUACUACAUUGGCAUACAGGAUAUAGAGAAACGGAAACUGAAAGUGGAGGAACUUGCGGCGUUUGUGGCUGGAAAGACUCUGGAUUACUAUGAGGAGGAAUUUGAUAAAUUCUCUGACGGCCUCACAAGGAGCUGUGACGCUGCCAAAUUACCUCAAAACAAAGCAAAAAACAGAUACAAGGCAUUAUAUGCAUAUGAUGCUACGAGGGUGAAAGUGACUGGUUUUGAUACUGAUUACAUCAAUGCUAACUACAUCGAUGGUUUCAAUGAGAGAAAUGCGUACAUUGCUUCGCUUGGUCCAAUGUCGAAACAGAUGGGAGACUUUGGCAUGUUCUGGAGUAUGAUCUGGCAACAGAAGGUGGAGAAGAUUGUCAUGGUUACCAACCUGAUGGAAGAAGGGAAGGAGAAAUGCGAGCAAUACUGGCCUCGUGUUGGGACCACUAAAGACUACAGCGGUGUGAAGGUCAUCUGUCAGAGCGAGGAUGAGUAUGCAGAGUUUACGAGAAGGUUGCUGCUCCUAAAUGAUGGCGAAUCUGAGAGGCAGCUGCACCACCUCCACUUCACGGCCUGGCCUGAUAGGGGAAUCCCAGAGGACGUCACAGCGCUGAUUGAGUUCCGACAUAGAGUGCUCAAUUCUACUGCUCAUCUCGCCGGUCCAACGCUGGUUCAUUGCAGUGCGGGAAUCGGUCGAACAGGGACCUAUAUUGCGUUAGAUAUUCUAACAAAGGAAGGAAAUUCGAACAAGGCCGUUGAGAUUCCAGGAUGCAUCAUCAAUAUGAGACAGAACAGGCCAAACAUGGUCCAGACAGCGGAACAGUACGAGUUUCUACACCUUGCCCUGGUUCACACCCUGACAUUUAACUGUGAGCAGAUACCAGGAAAACAGUUUCAGGACUACAUGAUCGAGACAAGCAAGGGCGAUCUUAUCAGGCAGUUUAAUAAAAUUACAGACUCUCCCCAUGUUCACGCUGACGGCGAAAUCCUUGCUAUAGAACGAAACAAGUCUGAGACAGGAAAGAACAGAAGUGGAGCAGAUAUUCCAGGCGAUGAAUACCGCCCUCGACUUUAUCUGGGAAUAAGAUAUGGAGAUUCAGACUAUGUCAACGCUGUCUUUGUUCAUGCGUUUCAAGCGAAACGGAAAUACAUCGUCGCCCAGUCUCCGAUGCCAAAUACUGUUCAGGAUUUCCUUACUUUGGCAUACCAAGAACAUUGCUCCUGCAUUGUCAGCUUUGAGCAAAGCGAUGGAAAAAAAGAUAUAGGUGAAUAUUAUCCAGCGGACAAUCAAGAACUCAAUAAAGGUCAACUGUCUAUUUCAUGUGGGAGGGAUAAAGUCAAAAACGAGUACAGUAUCCAGAAAUGGCUAACUAUAGAGUUCAAGAGAAACACACAGAGUAAAGGUGGCAAAAGCACAUUGCGACACUUUGAGUUUACAGACUGGAACCAGACUGGAAAUGUUCCACGCAGCCCUGCUUACUAUGUUGCAUUUCUGAGAGAUGUCAAAAUGGCAUCGUCCAAUGGGCCUGUGCUUGUCCACUGCAGGGAUGGGGGUAGUAGGAGCGGGCUGUUCUGUGUAAUGGCAUUCCUCUUGGAGAAGAUGGAAGUAGAGCACGAGGUCAAUGUGGUUAACGCCGUAAGGAAGGUCAAGGCCAGGAGACCCAACGCCGUACCCACUCAGGCACAGUUCGACUUCUGCCAUGAUGGUCUUUUGGAGUUCGUCCGUUUGUUUAAAACAUACUCCAAUUAGGCGGAGCUGUAUAAUGUGCCUUUGAAAACAAUACUAUCUUGACUGCUUAUUCUGUCGUCACUUUGAUGCUUAUUUUUGUUUGAUAUAAAUUGCCUACCAUUAUGUAAAGUACGGGACCGUUCAAGUUUAGCAGUUCACACGAUAACAUAUUAAAGUUCAUACAGCCGACACAAUAACUUUAUGGCUUUAUUUAGAAUAUACAAUUCCAACAUUAAGUUCGGCCCCCACUUAUUCCUGAACUUAAAUUAUUUUUAUUAACUUGGUACAAAUGGGAACAGCUGAAAUGGUUUAUACUCAAACAAUACUUCUGUGAACAUACCUUCUGCAUAUCUAAAUGUAUAUACGUGUAUAUAAGCUACUUCUUUGGUGAACUUAUAUAAAAUCAAACAAAUUGCUUCGUUUGUAUAUCAUAUGAACGUUUUGUAAUUGGAUUUUGUUUACCUGAAGCUAUGCUUCUAUCAGUACAGCUUUAUCUGUUACUUCGUCCACAUAUGGGUUAUAUACAUAAACACGCUCCUACAUGCUUCAGCCUUAUGCUAAUUCUAUAAAACUAAUCGUGUUGUCUUAAUGUGUAACUUAAUACAAUGUUUAAGAACUUCUGCAACAUGUUGAUGGGUUUAUUCGUAAAUUAGAAUAUGAUCAACUGUGUAUAUAUUGAAGAUUUGAGAUACUUUUCUAUCGUCGUUCAUAACUACCCAGGACGUACACACUUUCGACUAGAACAAAGACUGCUUCCGCACAUGGGAAGAUUAAUAUGUAAUGUAAAAUGUGAGUGUCUACAAACUGCUGCUUUGUUUCGACUUUUUCUAUAAAUGAAAUAUAGCUUUGCGAUCAAAAUGCUUUGAAUGAGUGUUGUACUAAAUAAAAAGCUGACUAUU